GAGGGAUGUAAAGAAGACUGGCAAGGGCACGGACAUGUCCUUCCAGCUGCGAGGACGACAUGAGAAAACCCUGCUCCUCAUCCUUUAUCUCCAGCUGUGCUCCGGGCCGAUGGGUGAAGCGAUUCAUCCAGACUGUGCCAUCAUCUCUCAACACCUGAAGGCUCGAGAGAUGUGUAGUCAAACCAGGGAAGACGAGGCGCAAAACCAGAGCGAGCACAGCGGAUGUAAAACAGAGUGGGAUGAAAUUGGAUGCUGGUUGAGGGCUGAAGUCGGCCAGGUGGUCAAUGUAUCCUGCUCCGAAGUCUUCCAGCAUUUUUCCAGCAAUCAAGGGUAUGUAUACAGGAACUGCAAUGUUGACGGGUGGUCUGACAUGUAUCCACCCUAUGAGGAGGCUUGUGUUUUCAGUGAUGACGGCGAGCCGGAAUCUGAGACGAGUUACCUCUACACAUUCAGACAGGUUUACACUGUGGGCUAUGCCACCUCGCUCAUCUCCCUCAUUACAGCCAUCGCGGUGUUUGCAGCCUUCAGGAAGUUCCACUGUACCAGAAACUACAUCCACAUCAACCUGUUCUCCUCAUUCGUCCUGAGAGCCAGCGCUGUGUUCAUCAAAGACACGGUUCUGUUUGCUGAUGAGACGUUGGAUCACUGCUCCAUGUCAACGGCAGCAUGCAAGUCGGCCGUGGCUUUCUUCCAGUUCAGCAUCCUGGCCAAUUACUUCUGGUUGCUGGUGGAGGGCAUGUAUCUGCAGACCCUUCUGGCCCUCACCUUUGUCUCUCAGAGGAAAUACUUCUGGUGGUACAUCCUGAUUGGAUGGGGACUUCCAUCCACGGUUCUCAUACUUUGGGUUCUGACCAGAUUCUUCUAUGAUGACAGAGGUUGCUGGGAUGACACAGACAAUGUUGGGAUCUGGUGGAUCAUUAAAGGACCAAUAACAGCAACGCUGCUGGUCAACAUCAUCAUCUUCAUUAACGUCAUCCGGAUUCUGGUUCAAAAGCUUAAAUCUUCAGCCAUGACGGGGAACAAUGACACUGGACAUUACAUGAGGCUGGCUAAAUCCACUCUGUUCCUCAUUCCUCUGUUUGGGAUGCACUACACUGUAUUUGCCUUCCUGCCAGAGAGCACGGGAGUAGCAGCGAGACUCUACAUCGAACUGGGUCUGGGAUCCUUUCAGGGCUUUGUGGUGGCACUCCUUUACUGUUUCAUGAAUGCAGAGGUCCAAACAGAGCUACGGAAGUGGCUGUGGAGAUGCCACAAUCCAAAUCAUCUCACGCCAGCCAAGAGAAGUAUCAAUCAGAUCACAAUUCGAACCCGUGGGGGACUAGGACUACCUCCUUCCAGCGCCACCAUCUCUUCAGUGUGAUUUCAGAGAUCGUCCUGCCUGAAUGCUGAGGAACGGCAGCAAUCCUCCACUGAACAUAAAGAUGACAUUGACUCAACAACUCUUCUAUGAGAACCUCAGACCACAAUGAACAUUGGUAUGAGAUCAAGGAAAGACGUCAGGAUUCUUUAUUUCAGUUCCAGCGACUGUUGUGACAAGUACAUAAAGAUGGUACAGCACAAAUUUCUAAUCCCGACGGUGUGCUCUCUCAUGUAUCAAUUGUGGUUAAUUUGUUCAGACAUUAUGGUGCCAAUGUGAAAGAAGAACAAACAGUAGAGACAGAACUGGCCCUAAGCUUGGACAAGGAUGAUUUCAGAAGGUUGUUUACAAUUUUCACGAGAUGAGAAGAAAAUUCCGCAAAUACUGAGAUAUUUUGGGGAGACAAUUGA
This is a messenger RNA of Cololabis saira (Pacific saury), 1767 nucleotides long. It is a transcript of the gene ghrhra, whose product is annotated as growth hormone releasing hormone receptor a. The transcript is spliced from 13 exons. Gene Ontology annotation, molecular function: peptide hormone binding; G protein-coupled peptide receptor activity. The record is from RefSeq and is a predicted model, not a curated record. Lineage: Eukaryota; Metazoa; Chordata; Actinopteri; Beloniformes; Belonidae. Gene Ontology annotation, biological process: cell surface receptor signaling pathway; adenylate cyclase-modulating G protein-coupled receptor signaling pathway. Bases 35 to 1360 code for a protein of 441 amino acids. Gene Ontology annotation, cellular component: plasma membrane.